AUGUACGACAAUGAACGCCUUAGCAUUCGCGGAAUACCUGAAUCAGACAAAACGAGAAUAUAUAGACUGGAUCCAGGAAUUGGAGAGCAACAUAGCUAUAUCAAGCCUGGUGACCUGCCGGAUCCCCCGAAGUUUGGUGGUGGGCGGAAGUGUGAGGCAGCACUUAAUUGGCUAAGUCAAAUGGAAUCCCACUUCCGAUUGGAGCGUGAACUAGCUGGCAAGAAACCAAAUAAGUUACAACAAGUCUUCCAGGCCUCUUCCUUCUUGAAGGGCAAGGUGAAAGCCCUGUGGAUGGCAACUGAGCAGAUGAACAUGGAAACUCCAGACAAACACUCUCUGCCGGAGACAUGGAAUGACUUUUCAAGAUGGAUUCUCAUGAAUUUUGAGGAAAUGGACGCUAGGCUUGGUAUAUUCACAGUUCGACUGAAUGGAGAUGCUCUCGCGAAGUUUCAACCAUGGAUAGACACCUGCAUUGAGGAACAGCGUACGCCGGAGAAUGUAUUUCACCAACUUGACGUACUUUUUCUAGACCCUACACACCAAGCCAAAGCACUAGAUUGGCUAAAUAGAAAUCGACAAAAGAACACUGCCCUUGCGAACUACCUCCCAGAGUUUGAUCGUAAUCUUUUGGAAGCUGGAGGACAGAAUUGGGAUAUCAUUCAGAUCAACAUGCUGAGCAGGAACCUGAAUUUUGAACUGCUGAAUCAAAGUGUAGGUCGUCAGAAACUCACCACCUACAGUGAGUACUGCGCCAAUCUUCGUCAACUGGAGAAUGAUCUUGCCCAAUUUUGUACGGUCCAAGGCUGCUGUAAUCAAACUGUUCCGUUCUCUCCACCACCCACGACGACCGCACCCGACCCAAUGGACUGGGCUCCUCAUGUUAGCGCUGGCCGCCCAAGGAUUUCAAACAUCUCAAGAAAAGAUGUGACCGACCGGAUCACAUGA
This is a messenger RNA of Paracoccidioides brasiliensis Pb18, 945 nucleotides long. RefSeq lists its product as uncharacterized. Bases 1 to 945 code for a protein of 314 amino acids. The transcript has 3 exons. The record is from RefSeq and is a predicted model, not a curated record.